AUGAAAUCAUCUGGAUAUGUUUUCUGUUCGUUAACCUUAAAAAAACUAAAGAUACAUCACACGUGUAAAACACGCGAUCGGGGUUUAGCUGACCAGUCUACGACUAUACGAAAGGAACCAUUUACGCAUUUAUCUGAAAAAGAAUUAAUCGAAGAAGCAAAUAAAGUUAUAGCUCAAGCUCAAAGCGUUACCUGCACAGCCGAUAACUCACCCGAGAAAUUUUUUUCCCUGCCUCACAGACGGAAAUUAAAAGAAGCGUCUGGACGAAGAAAUAGUGACGACGCUAUAUCACCAGACGGCAUUUUAAAAACGCCACUUGGCAGAUCCACAAGUGAUGUAACCACAAAGAAAAGAAAGGAACGCACGUCCUUGUCUACGCUCUUCAGGCGAGGACAAAGAAAUAAAAGCCCUGAUGCACCUGUUGUUGUUACAACUAAACCGGCAGUUAUUGUAAAAAGGAGCAAAAGUGACGUUUCGGAUUUAAAAUCCAACACGAAUCUCACGAAAACUAAACCAAUUCGGAAAAGAUCUGGAAGUGAAACUGAAGAAUUCCUUAAAUCUUUAAGAAACAAAAAAUCGCAACUGUCCCCUAUAAUAGAAAGCUCACCUAGAGAAGAUUACUUUAAAAAGGUUUCUCCGCUAGAAUUAUUACAAAAACAAAACUUGACGGAAAAAGAUAUCGCUGUAAAUUCGGAAUCUGAGCCAUCUCUUUCAGAUAACAAUAAAGUUAAUCCAAUAGAGAAACCACCAAGAUACCAACCUAUUAAGGCUCAAGAAAAUCAAAAUCCUAAACCUCCUUCUAGAACGAAAAGAGGAAAAUCUAGCGAAACUGACAAAGAGCCUUCGCCACCAAUUGAUGAAACACCGAAACGUAAAGUAGAAAUUAAGAAGUCUAAUCUUUUUAAUAAAUUAGAUUUAAAAACGAAAGAUAAACCACUUGAUGUUAAAGAUAAAAUAAAAGACAGCAUAAGAAAAAUUGAGGAAAACAUAUAUGGUACGAAAGAUAUGAUUCACAGUAGCCAACAACCACCAGAUAAGCCUCCAUUAACUAGAGGGUAUGCUGUUGACCACAUGGUGAAAAUCCUUAAAGAAGACCAGCAUUCACCACCACCAAAAAGCCACUUAAUUGCGCCAAUACAAGGUGGUAACAUUAACCAACCAUUUUCUUACACUAAACCUAGUACUAGCCCAGAUCCCAAUCUUUUCAUUAGGACAACAAGUCCAGAUAGAGUUCCAACACCGGUAAACAAAAUGGUCGAUAAGGGUGGUCUUUACGCUAAAGUUGUAAAGGAUAACGACGAUUUUCGUUCAAAUUUUACAAAACAAACUUUACACAAAACUUAUUCACCACGAGAAAAAAGUCGCAACCUAUCAGAUGAAGAUGAAGGAUUAGGAUAUGAAGAGAGACACAAAUAUUCCGAUGACCGUGUGUUUGAUUACAAUUAUAAAAACGAAAAUAAUUUUAAUAGUAUAGAUGGUUUCAACAUACAAGAAUCACCAAUACGGCCGCGUUUUAGAGAAUAUAAAUUAAUGAGUUUUGAAGAUUUAGAACCAAUGUACGCUAACGGCGAUUUAGACAAAGAAAGUUUGCAGGACCCGAUUAACAGCUUCAGAGGCAGAGCAGAUGGCAUGGACACUAAAAAGAAAACGUUUGAACCAGAUUCAAAAAUAGACUUAGAUUUUAAUGAACUAAGUCAUCGACGUCAAUUGCUUGAAUCUCGUCUUAAUGCUCGUAGAUAUGAAAGAGACCGUUUACUUUCUCCGGAUGAACCUGUACUUCGCUAUCUUGUUGAGAAGGAUCCAAUAUAUGAAGCUGAAAAACGGAUGAAACAAACAGAAAAAUAUGUAAACGAUACUGUAAGGUAUUAUCGCCGAACGCUCGAGCGAGAUGGUUUUGAAAAUAAUUUAGACGAAGAUUAUAAAUAUGAAUUGGAUAACCACAAGACAAAAUUUAAUACAGAAUCGAGGUUAUUUUCCAAACCCCCUCAAGAAGAUAUUGACAGGCGUGAAUUCAUUGAUAGUUUAGAGAGGCCCAAUAAAUUUAAAAAUGUUCAAAAGAUAUUUCCGCCUGAACCCGAAUAUGAGCCGCCCAGUCUAGAAUCAAAUCCCGGUAAACCAGUUUCACCAGAUGAAUAUAAAGAGAAAAAGUACAGGGUUAAAAAGCAAUUUAAUUCUAGUCACGAGCUUUUGCAUUCUGGCCAAAAGUAUAAAAUUAAGGAUGACUGGUUUGGAAAAAGGAAGGGACACUAUUCCUCUAAUCCUGAAAUUGCCCAGGAACGAGAAGAUGAAUAUGCAAAUCUCAGAUAUAACCCAAAGCAGGAAAGUUUUCAUAAUUCUUUGCGGCGAAUUAAAAACAAGGAAAAGAGUUACAAUACCAUCAAAAGACAUGAUUCUGGUGAUAGUCGCGACUAUUAUCGUGAACAGAUGUCACCACGUCGCUAUGAUUUCGACAGUCGUUUGGUGGAUUCAGGAAUUGAAAACGAUUUCAGGCUCAACUCAAGCGGGGAACUUCAUAAAACGAGACAUAGAAGACAAGUAAGCGAUGAUGAUGCUCGAACCACAUCUCUGUUUUUAGCCAGCGAAAGACAAUUCGCCGAAGAUAAUUAUCCAGGUGAACAAAUAUAUGCAAACGGUGAUUAUUUGUCUAAAUCAAAAGACUACAGAUAUAAGGACAAGACACGGAGUACGGAACGAAAUGGUGAUGACUUUGAUCCUCUUUCGAGGUACGAGAAAAGCUCAAAACAUGUAGAAAACAUCAGUGCGAAACCACCAAAAGUGAAAAAGCUUUCGGGACUUGAAAAGGUGAAACAACUAUUCUCUCGCGACUCUUCCAAGAAGAGCAAGAAAGAGAAAGAUGUAGUACAGAAGAAGCCUCGCACGCGGGUGCUCAAGAGCCCUGAACAUCUUGCCAGACACGACUCAGACUACAGAAGGUACACAGAUCCUGAACCCAGUGAUACUGAGAUGAGGAAAAAAGAUUAUAGAGACGAUAGGAAAUAUAAUAAUUCGAGAGAAGACCUUGACAGGUACCCGGUUGAGAGAAAAAGAAGGGAAGAGUGUUACAAGGAUUCAGGCUACGGUGAACGGUUUGAUAGAACACUACGGGAAGAAAGAAGAUACAAAGAAGAAAGGAGACGACACACAUCGUCUGAGAGAGAAAGUGAUCAUCAACGGGCGGAAAGAGAUAGCGAGAGAAAAUCUACCCGAUCAAGGACAGCAGGACCUUUGGACUCACCUGCUUUGGCGGAACGUUACCGUGAAAGAAGACGUCUAGCCACCCCGAGUCCAACACCAUCACCUCCACGUCGUCAGACAACACAAUCUUCAAGUUGGUUUAAGUCAUUAGAUCGCCUUGGCAAAAAACGAGACAAAAACGCAAAGGUGGAAAAAGAAAGCAUUAUUACAACGGAAGACGAAUCUCUACGUAGAGAUUGGCCAAAACCGAGAAAACCCUUAAACUCACCAGGUAAGAACCUUCGAUUCUUCGGCGAUACUGAUCCAGAAUCGGAUGCAAACACCAAACAAACCGUCACGAAGACAAAAAGUCAUCCGAUAAAGUCCCACGGAACCCUACGGAAGACCACAUCGAACUCAAGCAAUGGACUUGACGAGGUAGAUCACAGUGAACUCUCAAACAAAAGCUAUUCUCUUUCUAACCUGCACCGAGGUGAAAAACGAAGAGAAAGUGUAUCACCACGUACAAAAGAAUACUAUAAAAGAAACCUACAGAAUAUAUCUGAAAUGAGCAAUACUGAAGUAGAGAGUCAGUUUGAUAGAAAAAUGGCAACCAAACCUCCUAUAAGUCCAUACGAUAGGUCAAGAAGCCAUAGCAGUAACAAAACUUUGAAAGCAAGUAACGGAGAUAUCAGAAGGCAUGCCAGAGACGAUAGAGGUAGUUCGUCAGAGCUCAGGAGUGGAAAAUCUGAAAGCAGGGAUAUGAAAUAUCGCCGGCGGACUCCAGUAGCAAACUCAGGCGAGAGUAGCACUGAAGGAGACUCCAGUCACCAAUCUCAGCGAAGCGUCGUUUAUUUACAUGCCACGACAGUUGGUGAUAUUCCCGAUCCCGGCCGUGUUGGAAGAAACCGCUCUCGGGAUGAUGUAUCAUCUGUGAUGUCCUCUAACAUUCAAGUUCGAAACACAACCAAAACAUUCUCCCUCUUUGCCCCGUGGACCCCCAAACACUACAACGAUCAAUACGACGUACAUUACGCGCAGAAACCCAAGUUGAAAAAGGAGAGUACGCCAAAAAAGUAUUCUUCGUCGAAAAAUUUGACAGAUGACAGACCGGCAACAUUACGGAAAAAAUCUCACAGUCAAACCACUUUGACUCGAAAGCCGAAUAACAGUAACCGAUUAACAAGUUCGAGUACGUCACUGUACAGAUCGCAAAAGCGCGGGAAUGAUUCCCAAACAUCUCAAAGUACGAUACCGCGCAAGAGUACAAAUGGUCGGAGUCAAUCGAGUGAGAUUUUGAACAGAGGCGAACGCCAUCCGAUUUCGCGGUCAACAUCGAUUCCCAAAGAUAAAAAAGCUGGCUGGUUUAAAUUAUCUAAGAAUAAGAAACAAGAAAUCACGCGUGUACGAUAA
This is a messenger RNA of Leptosia nina, 4587 nucleotides long. Lineage: Eukaryota; Metazoa; Arthropoda; Insecta; Lepidoptera; Pieridae. The record is from the annotation of a GenBank genome assembly.